This is a messenger RNA of Saccostrea cuccullata (small rock oyster), 808 nucleotides long. RefSeq lists its product as uncharacterized. The transcript has 2 exons. The record is from RefSeq and is a predicted model, not a curated record. The coding region runs from base 287 to 808 and encodes 173 amino acids. Lineage: Eukaryota; Metazoa; Mollusca; Bivalvia; Ostreida; Ostreidae.
AAUAUAUUUUCUGGCCAUAAAUACUUGUUAAAUCAAUAUUUUCCUUGUUUAAAUCGUGUAGAUAACUUUUGUUUCUAUGAAAAAAAUUAUAUAAGAUUUACCUCCCCUUAAAUGCAAUCUUCAUUCAGAGGAGGUAGAAAAGAGAAGGGAAGUCAAAUGGAGGUCAAAAACAGUGAUCAUGAUGAGUUUGGUUAAUCUUUUAAUUUAAGAUCUUUGUGGUCAGAUCUAUUUAACCAGAAUGACUUCCAUUAUUUCUAUAGUUGAUAUGAUUUAUUUAUAAUUGGAAAUGGAGAUUCAUUUACAAGCACCACCUGUGUGUGACUUUCAUGAUGAAGAAUCUGAUUGUGAUUUGGGCAAAACUUUUUACAUUUAUGAAUGUGACAGAGAUAUUUUGAACCAUCUAUAUUCUCUUCAAAGUGCAGAAAUUAUACACAAGCAUGUUUAUGAUGCCCACAUAUGCCCCGAGUAUAUGUUAAUAUUAUAUCGAAGUGGGUAUUUCACGAUUGAUAAAACCGUUCUAUCGAUGAAAAUAUGCAUAAAGCACCGUGAAGAGCUGGGGGCAAGAUGGAAAAGACCCAGGCGAACCUGUUCUUAUCCUGGUCAUCAGGGAAAGAUAAAACCAGACAGAGGAGCCAGUCCAAGAUUGUGCAAAGAACUCUGGUUAAAGACAAGACAAAUAUUACCAGUAGGGGCAGCAAUAUGCAAGAAGUGCUCAAUGGAACAUAAGAAGAAUGUCUCUCCAUCUUACAAUUUAGAGUUUGUGGAAGAACUUGGUAAUUAUUAUAUUUGUAAACUAUACAAUAGCUAG